Molecule: messenger RNA, 7676 nt
Organism: Lethenteron reissneri (Far Eastern brook lamprey)
Lineage: Eukaryota; Metazoa; Chordata; Hyperoartia; Petromyzontiformes; Petromyzontidae
Product: tyrosine-protein kinase JAK2-like
Biological process (GO): cytokine-mediated signaling pathway; cell differentiation; growth hormone receptor signaling pathway via JAK-STAT
Cellular component (GO): cytosol; membrane; cytoskeleton
Molecular function (GO): growth hormone receptor binding; non-membrane spanning protein tyrosine kinase activity; ATP binding
Source: RefSeq, a predicted model, not a curated record
GCACGCCAGAGAUCGUCCACAGCAGCAGCAGCAAGAAGAAGGAUCUGAGUAGCUACCCCCCCCCCCCAUAGUCGACCCUCCAAUCUUGUCCACCCUUCCCGCUGGCUGCGCGCAGUCGGCGUCGUUCGCGAAGCGUUUCGUGGGCGAGAAAGGUUCCAACAACCACCACCACCACCGUCACCACCACCUGUGUUGGCGAGGCCUCGCGAUUCUGCCCCAUGGCACAGAGGCACGGAUACCGCAGCAGCAGCAGCAGACGCCACCAGCGUUGAUCGGACGACCUCCGCGGAGCCUUCGAUUCGGCGGACCGCGGCUCGGGCCUCGCCGUCGCUGUGGCGGAGCUCCCUCCUCCUCCUCUGCCGGCGCCGGCGGCACCGGCGGCGUGCCCCCAGUCCCGGCGGCGCUGCGGGGGCAGCGGAGGGCGACCGUAGCCGCCCCCCCCCCUCCAGCCGUGCCAGCCAACCGGACCCCCCCCCUCUCCUUAUGCCGAUGUUAGCCUGCCUGGGCGUCAUGGCCGCCACCAGAGACGGCAGGGUGAGCGCCGGCAGCAGCGGCAACGACAGCGGCGACGGCGGCGGCGGCGGAGGAGGAGGAGGUGGGCACGGCGGCCGCGGCGACAACGGCGACGGCCGGGCCGCGCCGCUGCCCAACGGCGGCUCGGCGUCGCUGCACCGCUCCGGAUCGGUGAACGAGGGGGCGGCGGCGGCGGCGGCGCCGGCGCCGUGGUGGGAGCUCGACGAGGCGGCCGUGAGCCAGAGUUGGCCGCGCGAGCAGCCCGGCCUGCACGUGCGGCUCUACCACGACCUGCAGGAGGCGCAGUUUCUCUCCUUCCCGCCCGGCGAGUACGUCGCCGAGGAAAUCUGCGCCUACGUGGCACGCACGAGAGACAUCCUGCUGAUGUACCACAGCCUCUUCGCGCUCUCCAACGAAGACGGGGCCCUCUGGUAUUCCCCGAGUCACAACUUCAAGGUCGAGCCCUCCGCCUCGGUCAUCGUCACCUUCCGCAUCCGGUUUUUCUUCCCCCACUGGCACGGAGCUGAGGGUCCGUGCGCUCACAGAUUCAGCCUGUCCAAGGACGGGGAGAACGGAAUCUUCGACGACCACGUCAUGAAUUACCUGUACUGCCAGGUCCAACACGACUUUGUGAACGGGCGCGUGUCGCUGAGCGACGUGGCGGGCGUGGAGGAGGAGUGCCUGGGCAUGGCCGUGCUGGACAUGAUGCGGCGUGCGCAGCUGCAGAACAUCACCCUGCUGCAGGUGUUCAACAGCAUGAGCUACAAGAAGUGCCUCCCAGUGGGCGUGCGUAGCCGCAUCCAGAGCUACAACCUGCUGACGCGGCGUCGCAUCCGCAACCGCUUCCGGCGGUUUGUGCGCCGCUUCGGGCAGUGCCGCACGGGCCUGCGCGACCUCACGCUCAAGUACCUGACCAACGUGGAGAGCCUGGACCCCACGUUCGGCCAGGAGGUGUUCGCCGCCAAGCAACCCACCGACCACAAGCCGCUGCUCGUCGCCGUGUCGGCGCAGCACGGCGUGCAGUGGCGCUUCGACGGAGAGACCCCCAUGCCCUUCCAGACGUUCUGCGACUUCUCGGCCAUCACGGACAUCAGCAUGCACGCGGCCUGCACCCCCAAGGACGGCUGCAUCGUCACCAUCAACCGCCAGGACUGCAAGCCCAUGGAGCUGGAGUUUGCGACCCUGCAGGAGGCGCAGUCGGCCAUCUGCCUGCUGGACGGCUACUACCGCCUCACCGCCGACGCUCACCACUACAUGUGGAAGGACCUGGCGCCGCCGCGGCUGGUGGAGCUGUGCCGCAACUACUGCCACGGACCAAUCCUCUCCGACUUUGCGGUGCAGAAGCUCCGGCGCUUGGAGCACGGGGAUGGGCACUUUGUGCUGCGCUGCAGCCCCAAGGAGCCGCACCAGUUCUUCAUCAGCGUGCGCGUGCGGGACAACGACUUCAAGCACUGCCUGGUGAGGCAGGAGGGCUCCAAGUUCGUGCUGGUGGGCGGGCGGCGCUCCUUCCCCACGCUGGCCGAGCUCGUGGCGUACUACCGCUCGGAGACGCUCCGCUCCGACGGGGUCACCUUCCGCUUCACGCACUGCUGCCCGCCCAGACCCAAGGAAAAGUCUAACCUGCUCAUCGUCCGGAGCAACGACGCGUCGGAGAUGCCGAGCUCUCCCACGAUGCAGCGCAGCGUCGGGCGCAUGCAGUUCAACAGAGUGAGGAGCGAGAACCUGGAGCAGGAGCGCCACAUCGGCAGCGGCACGCUCACCGACCUCUACGUGGGCGUGCACAAGGAGAUGAGCGACUACGGCGAGCUGCGCCGUGUCGACGUCAUCCUCAAGGUGCUGAGCAGCCAGCACCGCAACUGCUCCGAGUCGUUCCUGGAGGCGGCCAGCAUGAUGAGCCAGCUCUCUCACAAGCACCUGGUGCACAUGCAUGGGGUGUGCGUGCGGGGAGAUGAGCAUGUCAUGGUGCUGGAGAAAGUGCGCUUCGGCUCGCUGGACACCUACCUGCAGCGCCACCGCCAGUCCGCGCUAGCGCUCAGCUGGCGGUUGCAGGUCGCCAAGCAGCUUGCUUGCGCCAUGAGCUUCCUGGAGGACAAGGGCAUGGUGCAUGGGAACGUGUGCUCCAAGAACGUGCUGCUCACCAGGGAAGGCAACGCCCGGGACCACACGCAGCCGUUCAUCAAGCUCAGCGACCCGGGAGUCAGCAUCACGGCGCUGUCGCAGGAAGACCGCGAGGAGCGCAUCCCCUUCCUGCCGCCCGAGUGCCUGGAGGACCCGCGGAGGCUGAGCCUGUUGGCCGACAAGUGGGGCUACGGCGCCACGCUGUGGGAGAUCUGCAUGCAGGGGGAGCGCCCGCUGCACAAUUUGACGCGCGAGGAGAAGGUGAACUUCUACGCGCGGCGGCAGCAGCUGGGGAAGCUGUCGUGGCCCGAACUGGCCGAGUUGAUCAGCAGGUGCAUGAACUAUGACCCCGAGAUGCGUCCGUCCUUCCGUGCGGUCGUGCGGGAGCUCAACAGCCUCAUCAACUCAGGGUACGAGGUGCUGCCCCUGCAGGACGAUCGCAAGCCGGAGGAGCCGGUGAUUGCCUACCCGGCGUGGACCGGCCUGCAGGACCAGAACACGUUCGAAGAUCGCUACCUGAAGUUCAUACGCAUCCUGGGAGCGGGGAACUUCGGGACGGUGGAGCUGUGCCGCUACGAUCGCCUGGGAGACGACACGGGCGACACGGUCGCCGUCAAGAAGUUGCAGGGCAACCCGGAGCAGUCGAACGCCGACUUCGAGAAGGAGAUCGAGAUCCUCAAGUCCCUGCACCACGAGAACAUCGUCAAGUACCUCGGCGUUUGCCGCGGGACCGGUGGGCGCAGCCUCAAGCUGGUGAUGGAGUACCUGCCCUUCGGCUGCCUGCGCGACUACCUGCUUCACUACCGCGAGAAGACCGACCAGAAGUGCCUGCUCAUGUUCGCCUCGCAGAUCGCCAAGGGCAUGGACUACCUGACGACCAGGCGCUGCGUCCACCGCGACCUGGCGACGCGCAACAUCCUGGUGCAGAGCCACACGCAGGUGAAGAUCGGCGACUUCGGCCUCGCCAAAGUUAUCCCCCAGGGCAAGGAAUACUACAAGGUCCAGCAGCCCGGCGAGAGCCCAAUCUUCUGGUACGCGCUUGAGUCGCUGAUUGAGAGCAAGUUCCUGGCGGCGUCCGACGUGUGGAGUUUCGGCGUCGUCCUCUACGAGCUGUUCACCUACAGCGACAAGAACAAGAGCCCUCCACAGGAGUUCAUGCGGAUGAUGGGUGGCGCCAAGCAGGGCCAGAUGGCCGUCGUGUUGCUCAUCGAGCUGCUCAAGAACGGGCAGCGGCUUCCCCGGCCCACCGAGUGCCCCGAGGAGGUGUACCGCAUCAUGCUAGACUGCUGGCACACGGAGCCACCGCAGCGGCCUGGCUUCCGCGACCUCCUGCUGCGCAUCGACAGCAUCCGCGACAAUAACCCGCGCGGCUGAUGGGGCCGGCGCGUGGUGCCACCGUGGAGGAGAUGCCCGGCGUGGAGUCGUUGCGGCGAGAGGGAGGGCGGGCGAACGAAGCCAAGGGUUGCACUCGCCUUGUCUCCGUCGCCCCGACGAGCGGAUGUUUGCGGACCCUGAAAAAAGCUAAAGCCAUCCCCCCCACCCCUAAGACGGCAGCUCGUCACGCAGGAGCGCUGUCUGCAGCACAACACCCAUGGCCUCCUUCUGCAGGCGGGGGCCACGUUCAGUCUGCCAGACUUUGUCUGUCGUUACGACGGACACUUUUUUUUUAUGUCGCCGUUGCGUUAGGAGGAUGGUGGUGAGCAGCGCUCGCUUGCCGUGUGUUCAAGGGCUUCUCCGUUGCCUUGUCAAGAGUUUCGGGCUUCAGAUUUUUAGCGUCGCUGGAACCUGGAUUCUCCCUGCAGCUUUCGCUGCGACGGAACUGCACCUGUAAAUAUUGUUUGGAUUUUUGGUCCGCGUAGCCUGGCAACCCUCCCACCGCCGCGUGGUUCAAAUCUACGCGCGGAUGAAAAUGCAACACAAACAAACCGCAGCAGGGCAAGACUCAGUGGUGGCAGCAGCAAAGAAGGCCAGAUUCCUGAACUUCGACUAGAUUGCCUUCAUGAAACGAUGACGACAACAACGAUAAUUUAGAAGCCGCAACCAGUUUUCACGCCAGUGGCCGGCACCCAUCAACAUUUAACUCUGCUGCACUCGCCUGCGUGUCCACGCGUGGCACGAUGUUCACGGACCCUUGCCCACUAUAACAAAGCGCGCUUAAGCUGUGAAGGGACGGGUUGUGGUGGUGGUGGGGAAGGUGUUUCACUGUACGAUCGCGAUACCCUGAACUCCCAACACCCUCGUUCGGUGACAGCAACGCCCUCGGCCACCGGAUUCCUCUCUCUCCAAACGUAUUUCGGGAAUCGCUUGUAAGACUAGAGAGUAGGUGGCACAUUUAUUCGUAGUAAGCCACAGCCAUAGCGAGGUAUACUGGAUGUGGUGUGCCGUGUGGGGAAAUAUUUUCUGGGUUGUUCCACCCCAGGGCACCCCCCCCCCCCCGCCACCGCUGAAGUUGAUUCUUCAAUUCUGGGUGCCCGACCUUUCCUGCCGGGGGCGGGGGUACAAUGUGAACCCUGACCUCCCAUUGGCUAGCUCAGUUCUCACACCUCCCUCCUGUCGACGAAUGGCGAUGGACGUCAGACGCACAAUUAACCCAUCGUUAGUGCCACCUCUGGCCCUGCUUGGCCCUGAAGCCGGAUUAAGAUGUCUUGCGGGGUCGGCGUAUCACAGGCACGGGCCUGGCUUUGCUUCAAAAUAUAACCAAUGGGGAAAAAAAACCUCAUUACCCAGAGGGCACCUGCCCCCGCCUCCGAUGUGCCAGUCGAAAAGGGGCAUUUAUUGCCGUGAAGCCACGGACCCUCCGGCGCUCUCGGCCUCCCCCUCGUCGCGCUUCUGCCCCAUCGCUGCGGGCAGCGGGUUUCGUCGCUUCACCUAAAAAAAUAUGUAAACCAAAGUCAAGGCUUGGGGUCAGUACGCUCUGUAAAUGGCAACCGCGCUCGCCGCCCAAGGGGGGAGCGGUGGCUGUGGGGGCGCACGCAGACUCAGCGACGGCUCCGAGGCCCCAAGCAACUCAAGGGGGGCACGUGCGCCACGUUAUCGGCUUGCAUGCAUAUCCUAAUAAACAGAGCAACAAGCCAGUUAAAUCUCUCUCCAUCUCACUACACACAUCUGUCGCGGAUCCUUCACUUAAAGCUAGCUACAUCCGCUGUCGCUUGUCAUCUCACUUGGAGUUUAUAAUUUUAAGAGAUUCGGGGGGGUGGGGGUGGGUAUAAUCAUUUGUUGCUUAGGGUCCCCUUCCCACCGUUCCAGUUUGCGAGCACCACCACCACAGAUGGGGGCGCUCUGGGCCUGAGCAACCUAGGGGCUGCCUGAUAGGAGGAGGGGUGGCACGCAAGUUUCUGAGGGGGAAGACGGGGAUGGCAUGAGCGGAGGGGGGUGAGGCAGACGUCGGGAGUAGACCUUUGAGAAACAAAUAGCCGGCAAGGAGUCAAUUACGCGGAGUGCCAAGGAGAGGGGAGAACGAGGUGGGAAUGCAACAGAUCAUUCGGUCAUGAUGAUGAUGCUGCUGCACAGACGACGCACAGAGUAAAAAAACACAUUCGUCAAUAACGCUGUGGGCUUUAAAAAGAGCAAAUACAUGAUUGGCGACAGGUCAGAUAAUAGCCCUUCCCAUCUUAGUAGCACAUUAAGUCUGCAUCUUGAGAGGGUGUCCUGGGAAAACCAGGACAGGUGGCAACCGUAGGGAACAUGGAGGUUGUGGGUAAGAGUUGUUGCAAUGGCAGUGACGCAGGGCGGUUGAAAUAUGGAAUCCAUGCUGCUGUUAUGAUUUUGCCCCUUGAAGGUUCCAAAUUCGUGCGUCUAUGCAUUCCUAGGAGUGUUUUUCUGGCCGUACCCGAGUUCACUUUUGCAGGAAUAAAAGCGGGGACUAAGGGCCAAAAACAAAAAAGGAGAACGCGGAAGAAGAAGAAUAAGACGCGUCGUGCAGAAAGUGUUUAGACUCGGCUCUCAACAGACGAGCGCUUUGGGCCAGAGGUCAGAGGAGAGGGGGGCAGGUGUAUGUCUGUGGCAAAGGGCAGCGCACGUGGUGGUGGUGGUGUGGGGGGGGGUCUUUAAAGGGGCAGAGAACUUAGAGGUCGUGCAUGCGCGUGACCCCUGCGGCAACGCCUCGUGCGCUCGUGCCGGUUUCGACGGGCGAGGUGGGGGGGGGGGUUGUACCGCCGUCGAGUGGUUGCUGCGUCGUCGUCACCCGCGGCUCUUUAUACUGUACGUGCGCGCUCGCGGAACGCAUCCUGCAAGUGGUGCGCUAAAAGCGGCAGGCAGACAAAGUUGCGCCGCCGUUCUUCCCGCUUGAGGGCAUUAUAGCUGGGGGGGGGGGGGGGGGGGGGGGCAUUCUGGUGGUGUCUGCGAUUGCAAAAAAAAACCCCGGGCAGAAAUGAUCGUCAAUGCUGCGUGAAUCAGGCCGCCGAAAGAGUGAAAAGCAAAUAGGAUGGGUCUGGGGCUGCCAAAUAUUGAGGGGUAGGGGAACAGCAGCAGCACACGGAGCCAGCCAGAUUUUCAUAGCCUCUAUCACAAACCCUAACAGCGAGUCAUAACAGCCCACAGUGCAACUGCACUCACCUAUUCUCAAACCGUGAACCACACAGUAACCGCACUGGGCAUGCUUAGAUAACGGAGUCCAUGGGUGUCCACGCAAGUCCUAACCUCUUCGCAUCUCAAACCAUGGACUCCACGCGGUCAUUCGCCAGGCCAGAUGCUCGGAUUCUCGCCGGCUCACUUGCCAACACGAACACACAAGAGACGUCCCCCCAUCACCUCACCGUGCGAGUUGAGAGCUCCAAACAAACCGAGUCGUCGACACAAGACGAGAGCCCAGCAGCAGCCGCAGCAUCUUCACGGGCGCUCGCCCCGAAGCGAAAUCACACAUUGGAACGUUGUUUUAAAACUUCAAACCAUGCCGGCCUUUUCAUUUUUGUUGUUGUUCGCUUUUCACUUUUAGCACCAUUUUGCUUUUAAAAUUCGAGGACUUGUUGGAUGCACUGAAGGUGACUGGAGAGCCAGAAUGUUGUUUUUUUACUGAACGUAUCUAUAUUAUAUCUCGUCGUCACUUG